UUUUUAUUUCGUGUUUCGACAAGAUUUCUCUUGUAUGAACUUCCUUCUUUCGUUUUGUAUUCCCUUCGGACCGCGUCCGCUCGAAAUUAUUUCAUCUGACCGCAUAAAUGCGGUUUUAUAAUUUUUAUUUCUUUUAAAAUCUAAUCCGGUGGAGCUUAUGGUUACUGUAACUCGGUUGAAGAACUUUUUUCUUUAUUGACCUGUUUUCUCAACCAUGAAUUCGGAAAUGGAUGGUCUAGCGCCGCAACCCGCUGCUCCCAAGAAAUCCCGAAAACGCGGGCUCUCGACAGAUUCUGAACCGCAAAUUGUGCCAAUCAUUCCGGGCCCGACGAAACAGAAACCAAGUGGAAGUGGUAUUCGCAAGGGUUCUCCUAAAAAGAAAGCCAAAAGUUCGCGCUCCGAGCAUAAGCACCAACCAGAGGCUUCUUCCCAUGAAAAUGUUACCCAGGCGCCUGUCCCCGAAACUCCGCCGGUCGUGCCCCUGCCGCCUCUCACCUCCGAGUUCUUAGAAAUUGAUACCGUGUACUACGAUUUAGGCUACAUUGUCCGCGACGUGAACACGGCCAUUCCGGAAAAUCUGUGGCGGACUAAAAUCUGUCGUUUCUCCUUCCUAAUCUCCCCGGAUGCGUCGUCCGCUAAAGAUAUUGAAGCUAUGAAUGAUAUGCCGUAUCUUCGUCUGCUCUGCACGGCGUCGGAGGCUCCCAGCAUGUUGCUGCUCCCGGACAAUAAUGUGGUGCGAUGUAUUAAGGGCCGUCUGCAGUUUAAUUACAGUGGCAACGCGGUGGAUGUGAUCGAAGCACUGCGACACUAUGUUCCUGCAUAUAUGGCGGAGCGUCUGGGAUGUGAUAUUGACUUGCCGCCGCUUCCUCUUAGAACUCUGAAAGGCGACUUUUUCUUAGGUGGGGGAAGGCAUCCAUGGAAGAACCGUCCGCGUAUGCUUUAUGGUUUGACCAAAUCGAAGGAGUUGUAUUUUGUGGGACAAUUCGAUGAAAGCAGCCACCAAAUGAACAUCGAUGUAUAUCUCGCCGAAGACUUUUUCAAACACGACGAGGAGUAUUCCGAAGCAGCGGAAAGUCACCACGACAUUAUACAGACCAAACGCGUGCGAUUACUCAUGGAAAUGGGCAAAGAAAUUGUUGUCAAAGACAAUCCAUUAUUAGAGAUGUUGUUUGUGGAAAAAGGCUACGUUCCAUCGCGCGAGAAUGUCCAGGCAAAGCUGCUGGGCGAUCACAUUAGCCCGCAUGAUUUGGUUAGUCUGUUCCAUCACGUUCAAGCCGUUCAUGCUGAUCAGACGAUUCUCAGCACUCCCAAACCACAGCAUUCCCGGCUAAAGUUGCAAAUGCACACUUAUCAGCAGCGGGCUGUUUCUUGGAUGAUCACAAAAGAACAGACAAUUAUGAAGAAUCUAUGUUUCCCUCAUCCACUUUAUUUUCCGAUCGAGACGUCGGAUGGUUAUCAAUUGUAUAUGCAUGCGUCCACGGGAAGGUUAAGCGAAACCCACCCGGCAGUUCCGGCAUCACUGGGUGGAAUUUUGGCCGAUGAAAUGGGUUUGGGAAAAACGCUGGAAACGAUUUCCUUGAUAUUGGCGAAUCCCUCACCGCUUUCCAAACCAAAGAAUCCACAGAGCGCAGAGGUUGACGAACCAGCACUGCCUGGUGAAUGGGACUGCAAAUGUAUCGACAGAGGCGUGCCGUUAGAGUCAAUGACGGCACAGAAGAUCCCUAGAAUUUCCUGCAAUCUUUGCGGUGUUACUCGUCAUAAGACCUGCUUUGAAGAUCCAUAUCGCCCAAAGAAUGUUAAAUAUUUGUGCGGGAAAUGCCAACGAAAUCAUCGUAUUUUGUGUAAAACCACACUCGUUGUGGCGCCGGCAGCGAUUAUACCGCAGUGGCAGAACGAAAUUGAAAAGUCUGCACGAGGCCUUACAGUGUUCCAGUACCAGGGAGUUGCGGUCACUCCUGAACUUUCUCCGUGGGAAAUGGCUUCGUACGACAUUGUGCUAGCCAGUUAUGAGAUACUCUCAAGUGAAAUCCUGUAUUUCCACGCCGAAGUACGGAAGGAAUCGUUACGCAAAGGAAUUCGGCGCCGUAUAGUCCGCAGUCCAUUAUUAGCCAUCCGCUUUUGGCGAUUCGUCCUGGAUGAAGCGCAGAUGGUGGAAAGCCAGACGUCGAACUACGCGGAAAUGGCCAUGAAAAUUCACGCGCAAUUUUACUGGGCUGUUACCGGGACGCCGAUCCAGCGCGGUGUGGCGGAUCUGCAAGCUCUUUUCAGUUUUAUUGAAUUCGCUCCCUGGUCCAUCUGGAAAUGCUUCAGUGAGUAUGUCGCCGGGCCGUUUAAAGCCGAUAUCCGGGAACCCCUACAGGAUCUCCUGGGCGAGUGUAUGUGGCGGUUGGAGAAAAGCAGCGUGGAGAAUGAAAUGGAUCUGCCGCCGUGCACUGUGCAGUUGCAUAAGCUGACCUUCUCCGGUAUUGAAAUGCAGUUGUACCAGCAAGUCUACCGGGACUGCAUUAAAAUGGUGACGACGAAGCUGCGUCAAGGACGUUACCGGAAUAAAGAUAUCUAUGACAAGAAAGUCAGUGAAUUGGACUGGGAUCUGGUGAAGACGCUGCGCACGUGGAUGGGACACUUGGAGAAAUUGUGCACAUCACCAACCAGAGUGAAGUACUUCUUCCGAGAAACUAAAAAGAAAAAGGACGAAGAAAAAAAUCCAGAGGAUGAGAACGAUUCAUUGAAACGGAUGGUUAAAACGCUGCUUGAGAAAGCGAAAUUGGAGUUUACGACGACGUUACGUACUUGUAUUUUGGCUUGCGAUGGUGCUGCUGGGAUUUAUUGGUUGAUGGAGAAGUACCCCGAAGCUGCAGAAAUGUAUCGCGAAGCGAAACGUUUGUGGACAGAUAAUGAGCAGUUCGUGAAAGUGGAUAUUGGACAAAAAAUGCAUAUCUUGAGUAAUUUGGGUGAACUGCUGGCGCAACAUCGGGAUGCGAUCCCACCUACCCUCGAAGACGAUCAACUUCUUGAUCAAGCCGACGCUUUGAAAGUUGAUUUUCUUGGGAAGAAUAAGCUGCGCAGAGAGAACGCUACCAAGGAAGUGCAUGAUGCUUGGUUCGUGUCCAGUCCCGCCGGGGAUGGGCAGAAAAUUGAAGUGCGUCACGAUACGAAAACUCUGCAAAAGGCUAUCCUUCCGGUAUAUUCGGCAUUGCGGUGUGUUGCGAAUUGCCAGCAAGAUGCGGUGGAGUUGGUGCAGGAGUGUAAACUAGCUGCCCUGGGAGGUCUUUCUGCGGAUGCGAAACACACCCGACUAGGCCGCAGCCGAGCCAUGGAUUCUGCGUAUCAGACGCUGGAUGGUCUGAAAUUUGUCCUGCAAGGACGCUGGUCCAUCAUCCUGGAAGAGCGUGAGAAGAUUAUGGAACUGGUCAAGGAAGUGAUGGAGUACAGUAUGAAGGAAGACGAAAGCUUUAUAAUCGAAUGCGCGGCUUGUCACCUGACGAACAGUAUAUCGAUUAAUAAACGAUGCCGUCUCUGUGUACUGGAAAAGGCUUUUACUGGAUACGAAGAUCUCAUUUUCCGAACUGUGAUCGAAUUAAUUGACGAUGAUGAUGACGCCGAGCUGACCGAUCGACAACGCAAACAGAAAAUGGAUAAGAAGAAUUUGGAAGGUGAAGGGCGCGUAUCGAACCGAGCGGACAGUGAUUUUGAGAAAGUCUGCAAAACAAUCUCCACGUAUCUGCGUCAGAAGCGCUACUUGAAUGGUGACAAGAAAAGGAAAUAUAUCAAAGAUUAUACUGAGUGCGAAGCGGAAUGGAAGCAUUUCCAGCUGGUUUUGGAUCUGCUGAAAAAGGAGCAAAUUUGCUGUUCGAGUCUAUACCAGACGCUGUGGACCGAAGUUAGCACCUGUGAUGAACUGCGCCAAAGUCUAAUGCGACUGCGUUUUGCCACGGAAGAUGAGAUGGCUGUGUGCUCCAGCCUGACGAAACCCAAGCAGAAAGAAUUCAUGGAAUUUCGCUCUAUUCUGAAUCCAUCCGAUAAGAAUCUGCAGCGUCAUCUGGGAUCAUUCCAAGCGAUGUCCAAAGAAUAUUCGCGGCGUCUCGGUGGUGAUAUUUCCCGAUUCAAAUACAUUCAGAAUAUGCACGAUGGCUACGUUAACGAAGGUCAGGUGCAGCAGCGCGAAUGCUGUGUGUGUUAUGAUGCGGUGGGAAAAGACUGGGCUUUGUUUCCGUGCGCUCACAUUAUCUGCCGGACCUGCCUCAAAAUGAUGGAAAAAGAAGCCGCUAACCAGCAUAUGAGUCGGACGCAGUGUCCGCUCUGCCGGAAACUCGCCACGAAACAUGAAAUUGUCCAGGCCAACGGUGUACAGCGUCAACUUUCGCCAGUAAAAACGCAGUAUUUCGAUACAUUAUGUUUGAAAGGCGCGCCGCAGAAAAUGGAAGCGGUAGUGCGCGAAAUUUUCCGCCUUAACGGUGUCGAUCCGGAUGCGAAAAUUCUAAUUUUUUCUGAUUAUACGGAGAGUCUUGAAGAUUACACGAAGAUUCUCGUUCGCAACGGUCUGACGGCUAUAUAUGUCAAAGCCAAAGCUGGCAUUCCUGUUGCUAUAGAGAAGCUGCGAAGUGGGCGAGUAAAGAUUCUUCUCAUGCCGAUUUCCAUGGGCGGCAAGGGUCUGACCAUUAUUGAAGCGACGCAUUUGUUCUUCCUGGAGCCAAUUAUGAAUAAAGCAGCGGAAUUGCAGGCUAUUGGGCGCAUCCAUCGUAUGGGGCAGACAAAACCGACUUUCGUUCACAAGUUCAUCGUGGAGCAGACGAUCGAAGAGCAGAUCCAUCAGAUGAUAUCGACCAUGGGCGAAGAGGGCAAUCUGCUGCAGCAGGAUUUGACGCUGCGCCAGACCUUGGAUCUCUUGAAAAGCGCCGGUUUCCAUGGACCGGAUGCGGCGGAUGGUGAUAUCUGGAAUAUUGAGGCGGGGACGGUGGAAAACGAGGGGGUGAUAUAUAUUGAAGAGGACGACGAUAUGGACAAUCAGCCCAGCACUUCGGGGAUGUGAUCUUGUUCCGGAUAUACUUGGAGUCUGUUGGAGAGCUGAAUCUCUACCAAUUUUUUUACCUUAUACACCGUCUUUUUUGAGCUUUCCAAUAGUUAUGUGAGCAGUUUUUGUCGCAUACUGGCUCGUUUAAUUGUUUAUAAAAAAUCGUUGGCAAAACGUACAGGCGUUGUUUUGGUGGGGUUAUGAUGAUUCAUGGGAGAUUAGGAGUUGUAUAAGUCUGAUAUUUUGUAGUUUCUUUCGAAAUGAUGCUCUUUUCUCUUCAGAGACCAGAAAUGACAUAAAAGUUUUCGCAUACGACGAACGUGAUUAAAAACAGCAGUUUCCUUGAAA
This is a messenger RNA of Paramacrobiotus metropolitanus, 5359 nucleotides long. Its product is annotated as E3 ubiquitin-protein ligase SHPRH-like. The coding region runs from base 215 to 5029 and encodes 1604 amino acids. The transcript is spliced from 21 exons. NCBI's taxonomy places the organism in Eukaryota, Metazoa, Tardigrada, Eutardigrada, Parachela, Macrobiotidae. Gene Ontology annotation, cellular component: nucleus. The record is from RefSeq and is a predicted model, not a curated record. Gene Ontology annotation, biological process: protein polyubiquitination; DNA damage response. Gene Ontology annotation, molecular function: ubiquitin protein ligase activity; ATP binding; ATP-dependent chromatin remodeler activity.